Trematosphaeria pertusa is the source of this 552-nucleotide messenger RNA. RefSeq lists its product as uncharacterized. NCBI's taxonomy places the organism in Eukaryota, Fungi, Ascomycota, Dothideomycetes, Pleosporales, Trematosphaeriaceae. The transcript has a single exon. The record is from RefSeq and is a predicted model, not a curated record. The coding region runs from base 1 to 552 and encodes 183 amino acids.
AUGAACGACUGGAUCUUUUUUCGUCUGUUCCAGGCAGACGCCGCAAAAUCCAACAGGAAUCAAUACUUUUUUAUUGCCCGUAAGCACACAAAAUCCCAGCUCUUGAAAACAAGUCAAUUACUGCGCCCCAAAACAAAUGUUGACAGCAUGAACAAGACGUCCGCAAAACAGACGUCCGUAUCCUCAAGGCCCACGCGGGGACCGUCCCCAUUUUAUUCAAAAGAUGGGCUGUCCGGCAGCUCAUCUCGCAUCCACAUGCAUGCGCCCCUGCGCAUCCCACCAUCCGCUUUCGAGAUGGAAAAGAGAGAUGGCGACGAAUCAGAAGGAGAAAGUGGCACAAGGCCGCAGCGCCACAUGCCGUUUCGACACAGGGCUGGGCCAGCUUGGGCUGAUCCUUGUGGAGGGCCAAGCGCGUUCGGUGGGCUCGAGGCCUCCUGCAGCUGGCAGCGGCUGAAUUGGAGGCCGCAGCUGUGCGCAUAUCUCCUGGCUCCCCGACAGCGCGUCCUCCUCGUCCCCAUCGCUAUCCUCCUCUUUCUUAUCAACGGAAUCUGA